Messenger RNA from Sphaeroforma arctica JP610, 2143 nucleotides. RefSeq lists its product as hypothetical. The transcript is spliced from 5 exons. The record is from RefSeq and is a predicted model, not a curated record. NCBI's taxonomy places the organism in Eukaryota, Ichthyosporea, Ichthyophonida. Bases 11 to 910 code for a protein of 299 amino acids. Gene Ontology annotation, molecular function: protein binding.
AUCACAGGGCAUGAGCACAGGCACACCCAACGGUCACGGACCCAACCCCAACGGAAACACCAAACAACUCUCAGAGGAUACGCUGCUGCGCUUUAUGCUCGAGCUGCACGCUCGCUAUCAACAGUCCGAGUAUGAGGCGAAUGCCUCGGCUUCACUGACCGCCAACAACCCUAAUAGUAACGGCCAUAUAGGAAGUAGUGUGGCGAUGCUGACUAACAAGGCUACAGGUAGUGGCGGGGGUUUUGCGGGUGGGGUCCUAUCUUCGGUCAGCCCUACGGGGGUGAGUAGUGCGAUUGAUCUGACCACGAAACAGGGCCAGGUCAAUCCAACCGGGAGUAUCACAGCCAACGGUUACACGACCUUCAUGCUGCACAUCAUGCAAGCCGAGGAGAAAGUGUUGGAGGUCGGACAGCCGGCGCUCCUAUCGCUGGCGCUGGUACAGCGCCUACCUACCACCGAGACCUACAACUUGCCAUCGCCCAAUCAGAAUCAAUUCGGAUUCGAUCCGGCCCAAAAUAGCGGGGCAGGGCUGACUGUCCUGCACCUGGCCGCGAGUUUUGGGUGGGCGGCGUCUGUGGAAAUUCUGCUGUCGGCCGGGGGGCCGUUUGUGAACCAGUUCGACGCUGUGGGCAACACGCCUGCGGAUUGGGCGAGUUUACAUGGCCACACCCAUUUAUUAGCCUGCUUGAUCUCGCGCGGCGGUCAGAACAAUACAGCGAAUAUCGGCCCGCCUGGAAGUGGGCAAAGGAACGAUAUGCAUGAGUCUGACACACUUUCAAGCGUACUGCACGGCAUGACCUUUUCAGGAAACUCGACCAGACUCGACCACUGCCAGUUGUUGAAGUGCGAUGCUUUCGGCAACACUGUUUCCGACACAGGACAUGAGCUUAUCGCAGCAGGGGCGGGUUGAUUGUCAGGCAUUACACGAUAUAUUAUAUACACCAAUUAUGGGCUGAAACCAGCCCCUCGACAUAAACGAUGUGCACUUGUAGGCUAGAACAUACCACUUCCAAUAAUCUGGGUCACGGGCGAGGCACGUCACGAUACACACACCACCGAUGAGAGCUUAGAGCAGUAUCUCAGACUGACUCAUUGAAGUGCAAUGAUCCGGGCUGGAGCUCAACACUCGUAAUGAAUCAUAUGUGCCUGCUGUUAGAUACCUGCAUGCAUCAGCCUGGGUGGUUACUAAAACCAUUCGCUGGGGACUUCACGAGUGUACAUAAUAUUCAGUAGAAUAACCCAAAGCAACAGCAGACCACUGGUCUAAAGGUAGAUGACCGCCCCUGAUGCAGAGCUCGUGCUGCUCAAAGUAAAACAAUUGACGAGAAAAGGCACAUAUACAAAACAGUACAAUCUGGCUCGCUGGCGAUGUCAUCGAUUGUAUUUGGCUGGGGAGGCGCUGCUUAGCUAUCCGUUCAUCUGAGAGCUAGUUUAGACACGGUUUAGUAGCUGUAAGCAUGUGUGAGACUGGUAGUUCUAGUUGAGUACUCGUACGCUUGAACGAGUGGUAAAGUCGAUCUUGCACCUACUUUAUGUACCGAGAAGCAGUUCCCUCUCACACGUGCUCUGGUUCAGUAGUGACCACAAAAAUAUGCCGUGAGUGUCAUAGUUAGUCAGUAGUAAUGAUUACCUGCUGAAGUGUAUGCCGGUGGUAUAUUCGAAAAGGCCAGCAUUGUGGCAUAUGUAUAUCAUGUGCUAUUGUAGCUAUGUCUUAGGGUUAUUACAGCGGCCUUUAUUGAGGGUACCAAAUCCUUAUCAAAGUCGGCUGGCCGAAAACGGAUGCCGUACGGUAAAACUCUGCGAGCCAGCAGGUGCCAACCUCAUCCCAGAUAUAUCUCACGAAGCAGAUGAGAAAUAUUUUAUCUCAAUUCUCGAUGAAUCUCGAGCCAGCCCUCCGAUAUAUUCAUGUAGUGCAUUUGCAAUGUACAUUAAUAAAAGUAUGUAUUAUCAUGUGUAAUAUGAUCAGCUAGUUUCUCUCAUCCCACGAAUAUUGGUUCGGUCUCACAAAUAAAAUCAAAAAUUUGUCCUUAUUUCAUAACGUAUUUUUUUUCUCCCAAUUUAAUGAGUUCUGGAUGCAUUCUAAUUGCAUAUCAGCUCAAGCUUGAAUAAUAUAUAUAUAGAUAUAUAUAUAUAUAUAUAUAUG